Myxocyprinus asiaticus (Chinese sucker) is the source of this 3983-nucleotide messenger RNA. Its product is annotated as kelch repeat and BTB domain-containing protein 13-like. Bases 106 to 1620 code for a protein of 504 amino acids. The record is from RefSeq and is a predicted model, not a curated record. The transcript has a single exon. NCBI's taxonomy places the organism in Eukaryota, Metazoa, Chordata, Actinopteri, Cypriniformes, Catostomidae. Gene Ontology annotation, molecular function: protein binding.
UUUACAAGUCAAGCUCAAACAAAACAUAAACUAACCAGAACGUUGUCUAUCUCUUUGGUUCGUGUACAGAGUCAUUUGAGUACAUACAAGCAGGAUUGAGGUGUUAUGGGUCCUCCCUGCAGUCUGGAUCAGAGCAGGAAUAGUGUGACCCGAAUUGAAGACUCUGGGGAAGGACAAGACGAAGAGUCCACUAGAGUUCUGAGAGUUCGGGUAGAAGAGAGUGUUUUUCCCAUUGACAGGGCCGUCCUGUGGCAGAAAUGUGAGUAUUUUCGUGCUCUCUUCCGCUCUGGGAUGAAGGACAGCCAGCAGAGUGAGUUCCACUUGCAAGGAGGCCUGAAAGCGAGGGGUUUCCUCAUCGCCAUGGCUGUUUUCAGGGGUGAGCAACCUGUAAUUCGGGACCCAGAUGAGAUUGUGGAGGCUGUUGAAUGUGCAGCUUUUCUGCAAGUGGACGUCCUGGUCCAACACUUAACUGACAUUCUUGAUACUGACAACUGUAUUCUUAUGUACCAUACAGCAUCGGUGUACGGCCUAUGGAGGUUGUUUCACAACGCUGCAGCGUUCAUCCGUGAUGCAUAUUUUGACCUGCAGGAAGCAGUCAAGGCACUUCCAGAGGAUAUGGUCUGCCACGUUGAGUCCUUGUCACCUGCAUCAUUCGUCGCUCUGGGAACCCAUUCUCCCUCCAUGAAGAUACUGCAGGACUCCUACAGGACAGUGUUUUACCUUGAUGAGAAACAGGGUGCUUGGAAAUACCUGACUGAUCUACCAACAGAUGCCAGCACUUCCAUGGCUGGGGUGGCCGUUGUGGGGAACCGUCUGUAUAUAGUCGGAGGUGUGCGAGGGGUAAGCAAGGAGACUGUAGACUUGAGUUUCAGUUAUGACACAGAAACCAACACAUGGAGUGUGUUUGAUGGUCCUCAGCAGUCAAGGUACAACUUUACCUUGGUGGGUCACAAUGAACACUUAUACGCCAUUGGAGGUGAGUUUGAUAAAAGAAUAAUGUCCUCAGUAGAAGUAUGUGAUGUUUCCACAGGUGCUUGGACAUUUUGUAAGCAUGCACCUCGUUCUGUGGCUGGAGUGGCAAGUGCUGUUGCCAGACGUAGGAUAUUUGUAUGUUUCUGGAAGCCUCCAGACACUACAGACAUAUAUGAAUAUGUACCCAGCAAUGAUGAAUGGACACUGACUACCACUAUGGUCAAACCUCAGAGUUACGGACACUGCAUGGUGGCUCAUGGUGACAACCUGUAUGUCAUGAGGAAUGGCCCCUGUGAUGACUUCCUGCGCUGCCUUAUGGACUGCUACAACAUCACUACAGGACAAUGGACGGCCAUUCCAGGACACUAUGUUAAUAGUAGGGGCGCUCUUUUCACUGCUGUGGUGAGGGGGGACUCUGCGUUCACUGUGAAUCGCAAUUUGACCCUGGAAUUCCUUAUUUGUGGUGACAAGUGGAAGCCCCGCAGACAAAUGAUGGGUUUUCCAAAAAGUGGCUCGCUUUGGACCUGCUUACUCCGACUGCCAAAGAGCAAAGAUAUACAGAAGGAAAUUGAAGAAGAGGAAGCAAUGGUGAUAGAUGUAAAUGUGGAAAGUGUAGAAGCUCUGGUAGAGGCUAAUUAUCCACCUUAGGGGUAUUAGAGUUAGAUGAUUGUGUUUUUUCAUUUGCAUACCGGUGGGUUGCAACCCAAAUAUGGGUCGUAGUUCUACUCUGAUAGGGCUGAUGGGGAAAAAUAUGCCUAAAUGCAAUUAAUAAAAUGCAACUAACCAUAUAAUAGUGCAUUGUUAGGGUAGAAAAAAACAGUUAAAAGGGAGGAGAAAAUGAUUCUCAUAGGUGUUGUUUUUGAGGUCAAAGGCUGUUCAUCCAACCAAACUCAAAUGUUAUUUUGGUACAAGUUCAUUUUUUCAAAUUAAAUUUUUGAGUGAACAAUCACUUUAAGGACAUUUGUACAACAAAAACUAUAUUGGAUCUAGUGUGUGGUGUUGGGUCGCCACUUGAUAUCCAUGAUGCAAAAUCUGGGUUAUGAAGCAAAACCAUUUGAGAACCAAUGUCCUAAGCCAGGGGUGUCCAAAAGUUUUCUAAUGGGGGCUAGAUGCAGAAAAAACAAGCUGUUGCAGGCUGCAGUUUUGUAAUAAUUGAAAAAAAGGAUAUAGAUGCUACUAGAUUGCCACUAUUCAUAUUGUAUGCUUAAUAUUAUGCAAGUUUUAAUCAUGCUAUUCUUAAGAAAGGAUAAUUCUCUCACCAACAACACUUGUAAUGGAACAGUGAUGUGUCUUCACAUUAUUUUUUUCUUCAUAGGCCUAUAACAUUUCUAUACGAAAUACUAUACUGGGAAAGAGCUUCUGUUACUUUCACUUUCCUUGGAUUUUGUGUUUUUUAAUUAUUUUCGUCCAUUUAGUGUUACUGCAAAGCACAUAUAGAACUGCUACUGAGCAAUGUUAGGUGUGACGCAUCACAAUAAUUAGAACCAGAUUAUGUUCUCCAGACUUCAUUUGCAAAAGAAUUACUCUUUUUUUUAAAAAUGUUUUAUUAUAGUUUGUUCUGUUGUUACUUGUGUUACAAUUACAAUUUUAAUUUGAUUAAAAUGACUGCGAUACAGUCACAGAUGCGCACGUUCAUUAAGCGCUCCCUUUUAUGUCCUCACUCUCAAGUGGUGCUGAGAAGCCUGUGAUUCAUUCUUCUUGUUUCAACGAACAUCAAAUAUAAUCAAUUCACAACAAUUAAAUAAACUUCCCAGUGCCACAGAGGACGUUCUGUGAGAAUGUGCUUGGCUCGCACGUAUUUGUGCGCACUCAAUAAACUCAGUGCAGCCACUUGCGCUGCACAACGACAUCUCUGCUCAGUUGUACGAUGUGUGUUGUACAACACGAAUACAAUAUCUACCCUGAUACCAGUCCUAUAACAAACGCAUUGUUCUUUUUGCGUGAUGCAUCAUCCAGACUCCUGUUGAAAUCUGCCAGUGGAUGAAGAUGAUGUCGACUGCAUUGAGAAUGCACUAGUGGAGACAAUGCGCUGUGAAAUGUGGCUGUACGUGAUAGUGACAUAGUGUUCAGAAUAUUAAUUUAAUAUAAUUUCCCAUAGCAGGCCAAAUUCUGUUGUAUUUCAAAAAUCUCAUGUGGGCCGAAUCAGAGCAGUCAGCUGUAGUUUGGACACCCCUGUUCUAAAUAGUAAAUGCCAGUAAAUGUAAUUUAGCAUAUUAUCUAUGUUAAAAAAAAAAUAAAUAAAUAAAAAAAUAAAUAAGUAGGUGUGAACAAUCUCUAUUGUCUCUAGUUCUCAAACACUCUUGUGCAUACAGUAUGCACAAGCACAAGUGUCCAUACUCUAACUGCGGUUCUCAGGCUUCUAUAAACAGCUCCCAGAUCGCUUUUGCAGCUGCUCUUAAUCAGCUGCAGCACCCUGCAGAUGGGUCUGAAGUUCAAAGUCUUCUCUGGAGAGCCCUAAUACCCUCCAUCCUCCUGUCUGUCUGUCUGUCUGACUGGAGGCUCCCACCCUGGGACUGGUACAGGAGCUACAAAGCAUUUCAACACAUAAAGACAAACAUACCACCACUUUUUUGCUUCCUUUCUUCCAUUUCUAUCAUUCGAAAAGAUUACUAUGUUGGCUUUUAGAGUAAUUACUGUUUCUAAGCAAAGCAGAAUGUAUUAUCAACCUGCAGGUCUUGUUGUUUGUCUUGUGUGUGGCUUAUAAACAAAAACACACAGCUUCUUUUUGAGCAUGAGAAACAGAUACAUAAAAGAUACGUGGUCAGUACAAAAGCCAAAACUGAUGAUAAAGGACAGCAGUACCAACGUGUCUUGCAUUGCAGUUAGUGAGAUUUAAUAGUAGAUAAUGCACAGUGUUGUGUUUGUAUCAUGCUCGCUACUGCAAAGACCAGCUUAGACAAGCUUGAAUUUCCAUGGUGGUCCAGAGUGGUUUAUGAUGGAUUGGUACUGUUCUAGCUGAUGGACUAGCAUAGCUAUCCCUGCUAAAAAAACAAAACAAAAAAACAGCUUAA